Messenger RNA from Saccostrea cuccullata (small rock oyster), 3633 nucleotides. RefSeq lists its product as uncharacterized. The record is from RefSeq and is a predicted model, not a curated record. The coding region runs from base 1 to 3300 and encodes 1099 amino acids. NCBI's taxonomy places the organism in Eukaryota, Metazoa, Mollusca, Bivalvia, Ostreida, Ostreidae. The transcript has 4 exons.
AUGUACGUCAUUUUUGACGUCACUGGUGAAGCAGACGUGCUUGGUGUAUUGGAAAGAGCGAACAAAAUUGGAGCCUCCAUUGGUACCACCUUUAUUGGAUGUCCUACAGUUGCUGACGACAUAGCCUUCAUAUCGCAUAACCCAUCGGACCUACAACAAGCGCUACAUAUCGUUCACAAUGAAACCAAGCGAGAUAAAGUCACCAUCAACUCUUCUAAAAGCGACGUUAUAAUAAUAAACGCGCACAAGAACAGACCAACCCAGACCUGGACUUUGGGUGACAAGGAGAUAGAAGAAGUGGAAACGACAAAACAUGUUGGAUUGAUAAGAUCAUCAAAUGGCAAAAACGACAUCCAAAGUAGAAUCCAACUGGGCAGAAGAACGAUGUAUGCACUACUUGGGGCAGGACUGCAUGGAAAAAAUGGUAUCAAUCCUAAAGUCUCUUAUAAGAUCUACACCACAUUCUGCAGACCAAGAAUGACAUAUGGAUUAGAGGCUGUCAUACUAUCUAGUAGCGAAGAACAAGAACUGCUCUUUUAUGAGAGAAAGUUACUGAAACAGAUCCAAGGGCUAUCAGUAAAAACACCUAUCGUUGCUGUGUACUCACUCCUGGGGGCUAUACCAAUUACUGUAUGCAUAGAGAAAAAUACACUAACAGCAUUCUACAAGAUCAUUAAGAAUCAAGAAUGUGCAGAAUAUGAAGUAGCCAGACGUCAACUUGCGCUAAAAGAUCAGAACAGUAAUAGCUGGUUCACACAUGUAAGGAAACUCCUACAGAAAUACCACCUGCCUACUGCCUACGAACUAAUGGAAACACCACCCUCUACAGGAAAAUGGAAAACCAUGAUAGACCAGGCUAUACAGGAACACCAAACAACCCAAUGGCAGAAUGAAUCCAACAGAGCUAAGUUCAACCAGCACACAGUCUCUUCAACCUGUCUUCUAUGCAAUGCCGCCAGUGAGGAUAGAGAACACCUUAUUCUGCACUGCUCCACAUACCAAGCCAUCCGAGAUAAACAUCUAGAUGCACUAUACCAACUACUAGUCCAGCACUAUAACCCUCAGACCGUCAGUAAGAUUAUGUGCAAUUCGACUAACCUUUUACAGUGUCUGCUAGACAGUUCUAAGACUGAGAUCUUGGACAUUCUUGGAAAAAACAGUGUGAUAACAAUGAAACAUUCAUUAUACAAGAAUAUAAAUUCCACUUUAAUCAUUCUCAGUACUGAAGGCAUACAACACAUAUCAGAGUCGGUGUUUGUGGGUCUGUGUCAUAUAGUGGGGACCUCACAAGUGGUGGCCAUGAGGAGAGAUGUGGUGGACACCUGGGUGAUGGUAAAAAAUCAAGUGAACACAAGUGAUAAGGUCUGUAGGAUGCUGAGUGGAAGUCACAGAGAAGGAUUCCGACUGAAAGGAUCAGAUAUAGAUGAAAUGUACUGGCGAAAUGAUCAGCGUGUGAUCUGGGAAUUAUCUCAGUCUCAGUAUUACAACACACGCAGACAUGAACCGAUCCUCUGUGACUGUUCUGAUAGUCCACCAGGAUUCACUUUGUUAUAUUUACUGUCACCAAGCAUGUAUAUAGAAAUCCAGGAAGCAUGUGUUAGAAUGAAUAACAGAUAUUAUAUAUCUAGUUCUAAACACAGACAGAUAUUUUUAUCUGUGGUAUCAUUACCUUAUAAGCUCACUCCACAUGGACCCUGUGUCAGUGGAACAUUUGGAACACAAGAAUUUGAUCAAGCUUACUGCUUUGUCAGUGACUUUUGGCCUCCCUCUGCCUCCUCGUGGAUAGACAGAUGUCACUCAUGGCCCCCGCCUCAUGUUGUUGAUGAUAUAGUGAAAAAUGGAUGUCACUUUGUAGCAAUAGGACAUAAGCUAGGAAAUCAUGAAGAUCAUGAAUGGAGAAUUUCUUUCUCCCUAGCAGAGCAAAAACUUGUGUAUGUAAUGAAUCACUGUCAGUUCUUAACCUAUGGCUUACUUAAAUUGUUUUUAACAGAAAUAAUUAACAAUGAAGUAAGUGAUGAUAAAUUACUGUGUUCCUAUCACAUGAAGACGACAGUUUUCUGGGUGAUUCAACAAAAUACAAUACCUCACUGGUGUCCACAAACUCUUCUGGGGAGUUUCUGGGUCUGUUUUAAACUCAUCCUCAAAUGGGUAUAUGAGGGAGUUUGUCCUAACUUUUUCAUUCCAGGCAACAACAUGUUUCUGAGUAAAAUUCAUGGCAUCAAACAACAGCAAUUAUUUAGAAGACUGUCAGAGUUGUAUGAAAAGGGUUUAGCAUUCCUGCUACAUAGUCCCUCCAUUAGAUCUUUUAUUAUAGAUGUCCUCUAUAACCCCAGAAACUCCAUCUGUACAAAUGAUCAUACUCUAAUUUCUGAGUUUGAGUUUGAUAAAAAUGUAAUUGAAGAAAUACAACGUCAUUGCUUAAUACCAGCCAAACUGGACAUACAAAAGCUCUGCAUUAGAUAUUUACAUACAAUAGAACAGAUGAUAGGUUCACACCUCCUGACACAGUAUCAAGUCAUUAUGCUACAGAAGUUUACUGCUACCUUCCUUCAGUUCACUGCUUUUAAAUUACACAUGGAAACUUACACAUCUGACAACAAACUGAGGUAUAGAGUUGACAAAAUGUCCUGUCGCAUGCUGAAAUUAACAGCAAUGUUUGGUUGUAUCGCAGACAUGCUGUACAUAGCCAUGUAUUAUUACAAGACACUGAGAUACAUGGAAGCUUUAUCUAUAUUAGAGAUGAUCAAGGUCAAGUUAGCACAGCCAUAUGCGAUGUAUAUGGUGAUGUAUAUGGGUUAUGUAGAUACAGAGAUGUAUAUUAAGGUUGUAUGGGGACAGUCUACAAAGAUGAGACAGGCUGUAGCAGAGGUUCCCUGGUCUACUAAGAUCAGACAGGCAGGGAUUAUCAGACUUGACAAUGAAAUCCACUACAUCAGUGAACUGAUACCAGAACAACAGUCUACUCUACAGAACCACAGGUUUUCAUUAAUUGUACCACCCUGUAUCCUGUUAUACAUGCUUGAGAUUUUGUGCUACAGACAUGUAGACACAAUGAGAGCACAAACAGCUCUAGAUGAUCUACAGACCCUAGUUCACUAUGAUCAGGGACAGUUUAUACCUUUACAUCUCAGAGACAUAUCGUGGCAGAUUCUGGGGAUCUGUCAACAGGUGACAGGGAACCUCCAGGCUGCUCUAUACUCAUACCAACAAUCUCUCAGACAAAUACCAUACAACAACAUACAAACAGCUACAGAAAUGAGAAUACAGAGAAUUUACCAAUGGAUUUCCUUAAUGAAUUAAAUGUCAGAUGAUAUUUAUAGGAGUUCACCUGAUAGAGAUUUAUCAUUUACAUAUCCUCUUCUGAUUUCAUAUCUCCUUUUCUGUCUGUUUUAUUACAUGUAUUAUAAAGCUAAUACCGUAAUUUCGGGAUUAUAGGUCGAUGGGGUAUAUAGGUCGAAAGGCUCAUUUUCAGCCUUAAUUUUUGAAAAAUCCUAAGAUAGGUCGAACUUACUAAAUAGGACGAGGCUUUGUUUACUGUUUUCUUAAGAUUCUAACGCAGAUACAAUGUAUCAGAACAGGUAAACCCCUAAAAUUACUGGGGUUAUUCCGUGACAUGGACGUAUCAAGAAAAUA